AGAGAAGAGAGGCUUAGAAGGAGGAGGGAAGGGAGGCAGGCGCUGAUUUCAACCCUGUAGCGUCAGGAUUGCGUCAAUUCGAGUUCCAGCCACGUCUAGAGUCUCCGAGACGAGCUUCUCUGAAGAGCCAAAACAGGAACAGAGGUAGCAAAUCACUGCACGAGGGCGAGCGGAUCUCCCUCUCUGCCUCCUCCCGGUUCCAGGCGUAAGUCCCCUGAGCUCUGCGCUGUUGUUUUCAGCGCUCGGAAAAGCCGGCGCCUCAGACCCAGGCAAGUGAACCGAGCCGGGGAGUUUUCAGUUCAGCACCUUGGACAGAGCACGCAGCAAAAAAUGGCUCCGAUCGCUAGCAGCCGGGAAGAAUUUGAUGAAAUCCCCACGGUGGUGGGGAUCUUCAGUGCGUUCGGCCUGGUCUUCACAGUCUCUCUGUUUGCAUGGAUCUGCUGUCAGAGAAAAUCAUCCAAGUCUAACAAGACUCCUCCGUAUAAGUUUGUGCAUGUGCUAAAGGGAGUUGACAUUUACCCCGAAAACCUAAACAGCAAAAAGAAGUUUGGAGCAGAUGAGAAAAAUGAAGUAAAGAAUACACCAGCUGCGCCAAAGAAUUCACUGCAUCUUGACCUUGAGAAGAGAGAUCUAAAUGGAAAUUUUCCCAAAACAAACCUCAAAGCUGGCAGCCCCUCUGAUUUGGAGAAUGUGACCCCAAAGCUCUCUUCAGAAGGUGAAAAAGAGGCAGUUUCCCCUGAUAGUUUAAAGUCCAGCACUUCUCUUGCGUCAGAUGAGAAACAAGAGAAGCUGGGCGCCCUCGUCUUCUCCUUAGAGUACAACUUUGAGAAGAAAGCAUUCAUGGUAAAUAUCAAGGAAGCCCGCGGCUUGCCGGCCAUGGACGAGCAGUCGAUGACCUCUGACCCAUACAUCAAAAUGACGAUUCUCCCAGAAAAGAAGCACAAAGUGAAAACCAGAGUUCUGAGAAAGACCUUGGACCCAGCUUUUGAUGAGACCUUCACGUUCUAUGGGAUCCCCUACACCCAGAUCCAAGAGCUGGCCUUACAUUUCACGAUCUUGAGUUUUGACAGGUUUUCAAGGGAUGAUAUCAUUGGAGAAGUCCUUAUUCCUCUCGCAGGAAUUGAAUUAACUGGUGGAAAAAUGUUAAUGAACAGAGAAAUUAUCAAGAGAAAUGUUAGGAAGUCUUCAGGACGGGGCGAGUUACUGAUCUCUCUCUGCUAUCAGUCCACCACAAAUACUCUCACUGUGGUGGUUUUAAAAGCACGGCAUCUGCCUAAAUCUGAUGUGUCUGGACUUUCAGAUCCCUACGUCAAAGUGAACCUGUACCAUGCCAAAAAAAGAAUCUCCAAAAAGAAGACUCAUGUGAAGAAAUGCACCCCCAAUGCAGUGUUUAAUGAACUGUUUGUCUUUGAUAUUCCUUGCGAGGGUCUUGAAGAGAUAAGUGUUGAAUUUCUGGUUUUGGAUUCUGAAAGGGGAUCCCGAAAUGAAGUCAUCGGGCGGUUGGUCCUGGGAGCAGCAGCAGAGGGAACCGGCGGAGAGCACUGGAAAGAGAUCUGCGACUAUCCCAGGAGACAGAUCGCCAAGUGGCACGUUCUCUGUGACGGUUAGCAUCUUAGCCGUGAUGAGUUGGAACUUCAUGAAAUUUCUAAGCAAGGAAAAGUUUUCUUUCUUUUUUCAUUUUUCUGAUACAUGAUUGCAAGCUUGUAAAACCAAGCUUUCUUUUGUUAGCAAUGGAUUGAAUGAUCAGAGCAGGAAGUAACUGCAAAUGUGUAUCAUGAUAAUUUUCCCUUUCUUAGAAAAGUUGGAUAAAUUUUCAUAAGAUAGUCAGUUUGCUCUGCAGCUUACCAGUGAUAUCAAGUAGUCAGGCAUUCUGUGGAUACUGCUUCACAGUCUCAAGUUAUGGAUGUGAUUUAGAGAGUGAUGAUCUCAUUGGAACAUGUCACUGGAAAUCAGUGUGAUCGUUAGGAUUUAGGAAUGAAAAGCAUGCCUUCUCUUAUGAAAAUUCAUUCGUGGUUCUUCAGGUGGGGAAAUCAAUUUUUCUUUAAAUCCAAAGAUAUUAAAGAAAUGUAAUCUAGUUUGUUUUAUUAAUUCUGUCAUGUGCAAAUGGUUGUCCUGCAUAUAAAAGUAUAUUUGUUUCUCUUUGGGUUUUAAUUAUCUGACACAGUUAUAUCAUAAGAGGGUUAACUUAGGUUUAUUGCAAAAGGACAGUGAACAAGAUGAGAAAUAAUUCUAUCAAAGGGCUGAGUUGAGAACACUGUGGUUGAGAUAUGAUUUUUCCUCCCUAAGGUUACAUGUGAGUCAAAAUGUAAAGUAUAAUCUCGCAUAAGAACCACGGUCUUGAAUUACUCACUGUCUGUGGCCUAAGAAAGCCCUAUAUAAUUUUGUGAAGUUAUUGUGUUAGUUAGUGGGUAAAGAAAUCAAUUUCAGCUAGGAAUCCAGUGAGAAAUGCAGUUUUCUUAUAGGAAAUACAUAUAGUAUGCAAGUGCACAUUCAAGGUUGUCCCUUGAACAAAAAAGAGGGCAUGGGUAACCAAGUCUUCAUUUUGACUGUUCUCCCCAAGCAAGGACUCAGCUACAAUUUGAAAAGAAAUGAAGGGGAAAAAAAAGUUGUGAAGUAACCAUUGCUGGAUAGAAAGUGUUCCUUAAACCAACAAACUAAUAAAGAAUAGUUACAUGGCAAGCCUAAUAUACUUUACAUAUGUUCAUACAUAAUAUAUUUAGGCUGUCAAAUGAGCACAACAAAGUAUGUUUCACUAUCUUUUCUAAGCUAAUUUGUCUUGAGCUGUUGUCUGUGGACCAGUUUAUAGACUUGUGUCUUGUACUGCUUUCCAGUGCCAGGGCUCUGAAAUUCAUUAAGAACUCUUAGAAUAAAGUAGCACCCUGUGAUUAUUUGGGAAGAAUGAACUUGAGUUAAUGUCACUGUAUUUUUGUUUUAGAAAAGUAUGAAUGAAACUAGGGUGCAGUAGAAUUUUAAGUAUGCAAGUUAGAAAUAAAGUCUACAGAAAAUAUUACAUUUUGAGUCAGGUUUUGCGUCAGUGCUUUAGUGAUUUUUGAGAAUGUGUUUGAUAUCACAGUGUUUUGUAAAAUCUAUGACAAUGCAUUUUCAGAACAACUUAUACUCGUUUUUUAUGACUACGCCUAGUGCAAAGAAAACGUUUUACAUUCUGUAUACCAAGAUUGAAAUCAACCUCUUUUUUUCUUUUUGGUAUUUUAAGAUAAUUUGGGGAUUAAACAAGAAUAUUCCCCAAUCAUUGUCUUCAUGCCAUCACAGAGUCACCUGACAGCAUCUUGAGCCAGUCAACAUUUCUGUUAAAGGAACAUAAAAUGAACUGUAGUCAGUGUAUGGUUUGGGGAAGUGAAAUGGCCUUUGAUGUACGUACAUUUGCUUUCGUGGGCCAUGGACUGUAAUAUAUUUUGGAGGUCUGAAAAGUUGUCAGGACUCAACCCUUAAGCAUCUUUCACAGUUGCCAGAAGUCAAUGAUGGUAUCAAGCAAAGUAGGUUGUCAAACAAGGGUGAUUUUCCGUGGAACCACAAAAUCUACAACACAUGCUUAAAAAAUUACAAUAACCAAUUUGUAAAUAGUUGUUAGUUUUUAAAACUUAAAGUGUUUUUCUGUGUGAAAAGUUGAGUAAGACUAUUUGCAACUCUCUUAAGAAAGAAUAAAAACUAGAAAGGACCUGAAACAAGCAGGGACAUCAUCUUCUGAAAAUUGUCCUGUUUUAUAUUGUGUGACAAUAUCAAUGUGAAUAUCUUGAAUUCUGUUAACAGAUUCUGCAGUGUAUUAAACAUGUAAAUUGAUUGUUUGUCAGACCGGCCAAUCUAACCACACUGAUGGGGAGGAAUCCAUGUUUGAAGAAUUGUGUCGCUCAGUAACUGACUUGUUCUGAUGUUGUAACUUAUUAGAAGUGAUUUGGAAGGAAGCAUGGUGUAUGAGAUGGUGUCUGUUCUCUCGUGCCAGCUCUGUAUGAUGUUUGUAAGAUCAUAUUUGUAAGACGUGAAUAAAUUGCUGCUUUUGCCCAACCCA
Molecule: messenger RNA, 4024 nt
Organism: Camelus dromedarius (Arabian camel)
Lineage: Eukaryota; Metazoa; Chordata; Mammalia; Artiodactyla; Camelidae
Gene: SYT4
Product: synaptotagmin 4
Exons: 4
Coding region: 331-1608 (425 amino acids)
Biological process (GO): vesicle fusion; regulation of calcium ion-dependent exocytosis; cellular response to calcium ion
Cellular component (GO): synapse; exocytic vesicle; plasma membrane
Molecular function (GO): phosphatidylserine binding; calcium ion binding; clathrin binding
Source: RefSeq, a predicted model, not a curated record